CACACACAGAGGAGAGAGAAGACUGCAGACAGGAAGGAUUGCGGAGACAGUCGCAGCUGGAGUUUGUCGGGUUUUUUCUGGGAGAUGCUGUCCCCACCGAGGAGAUGGAUCAGAGACCAGUGUCCGAGCGCUGUAACCUCGUGUGUGAGGAGAGGGGUGUGCAGCAGGCGUCACUCUCUGUGGAUACUGCUAAUCCUGCUCGUGGUCUGUAUUGCCAUUCAGACGUUUGUCGCCCACCAGGCCAGGAAUGACAAGCUGACAGGACUCCCACAUCUGAGAUUGACUGUCAACGAACAGCACCUGUUUUCUACUGCCCAAAAUGUCUGGGAAAUCGCCCAUUCUGAGUCUUCACAGGCAGUAAAGACAGACCUGAGUUCACUACAGACAGACAGAACUGCAGAUCAUCGUCAUCAUCAAAAUGAAGGAUAUCAAAAGCAAUCGGCUUAUAUCCAAUCAAGACACGUGGAUAACCUUGCUACAGGCUCUCAGAUGGAGGCAAGAAAAGUUUCACCUGUGACGCUGCUUCUACCUAAACAUGUAACAAGCCUUGGACUUCCAGGUUCUUUGGCCCUAGACAGUACUAGAAAAGGUUUAACUGCAGACACUCCCACUCCAUCAAGUUUAUUAAAGGCUCACAUCAACAGUGUUCAUACGAAAUCAACCUGCCACCCAAAGUCUAACAUUUUUUUUCUCAAGACACACAAAACAGCAAGCAGUACCAUCUUAAAUAUCCUCUAUCGCUAUGGUGAAAGCAGGAACUUGACCUUUGCCCUACCUCUGAACAAACACAGCCAGUUGUUUUACCCAUUCUUCUUUGCUUCACAUUUUGUGGAAGGUGUCAGCAGCCGAAGUGUAAGGGAGUUCCACAUCAUGUGCAACCACAUGAGGUUUACAAAAUCUGAGGUGGCAAAAGUGAUGCCUGAGGAUACCUUCUACUUUUCCAUCUUGAGGCAUCCUGUGGCCAUGAUGGAGUCCAUCUUUAUCUACUACAAGAGCAUCCCAGCCUUCCACAAGACUCGCAGCCUGGACAGCUUUUUAGACAGCAGCUGGAGAAACUACAACUCAUCAGUGAAAAACAACCACUACGCUCAUAAUAUCCUGGCUUUCGACUUUGGCUUUGACAACAAUGCUGCAGCUGAUACUGAAGACCUGGAGGAGAGAGCCAGCAUGGCUAUUGCAGCCAUUGAGCGGGACUUCCACCUUAUUCUUAUUUCUGAAUACUUUGAUGAGUCCAUGAUCUUGCUCAAGCAUGCCCUCUGCUGGUCCCUGGAAGAUGUGGUUUCCUUUAAGCUCAACAGUCGCAGUGAACAAACUCGUCACCCACUUUUACCAAACACUGCAGAGAAAAUCAAGAGGUGGAAUGCUUUGGACUGGAGGAUCUACCUGCACUUUAACACCACCUUCUGGCACAAGGUGGAUAGUCUCGUUGGGCAAGAGCAGAUGAAGAGGGAAGUUUCUCAGUUGAGAGAGCUACAGGCCAAGCUAGCAAACAGCUGCCUGAAAGAUGGCGGGGCAGUCGAUCCGUCCCAGAUUAAAGACGCCGGGCUAAAGCCGUUCCAGUAUGGAGCAGCUGUAAUUCAGGGCUAUAACCUAAACCCACACAUAGACAGACAAACCAAAAUAAAAUGUCAAAGACUUAUAACUCCAGAAUUGCAGUACACAGACCGUCUAUACACCCAGCAGUUCCCAGAGCUAGCUGCUAAGCAUAGACAAGAAACAAGGAUGGUUGCUCCACAACGUCAACGCACAGACAGAACUGGUAUGAUGGGAAUGGCCUGGGCAAGGGAAGCCCAUCACAGACAAAUUAUAAGAAGCAAAUUCUCAAAUCUAAAGAACCAAAAGGCCUCCACAAGUGCCCUCUUAACACACACAGAAGCUAACAACAAAACAAGUAUGCUAUGACUGGUAACUGUGACUAACAGUCACGGGACAAUGUUUUGUUUGUACUGUGAGGUAUGGAAGCAGCUCUUCCGUCUAAUACUCACUUUCUAUAAUUACACUGCCAUUGCAGUGUCCAUUAUAACCUACAUAAUGAAAGUGUUGAUAUAUAUAAAAAAAAAAAAAUAUGGUUUGGCUGUUCUAAUAGCCUUGCUAAAAGAUGAAGA
Molecule: messenger RNA, 2105 nt
Organism: Sander lucioperca (pikeperch)
Lineage: Eukaryota; Metazoa; Chordata; Actinopteri; Perciformes; Percidae
Gene: gal3st2
Product: galactose-3-O-sulfotransferase 2
Exons: 4
Coding region: 85-1902 (605 amino acids)
Biological process (GO): glycolipid biosynthetic process
Cellular component (GO): membrane
Molecular function (GO): galactosylceramide sulfotransferase activity
Source: RefSeq, a predicted model, not a curated record